UUCGUCUGAUGGCCUCGGAGGACGCUGCUUCGUAAUUGUCAUAAUUCCCACAGCACGUAAAGGCAACAGCACGCCUGAUUACAAAAACACUCACUGAGCGAUUGAACAUCACACUGAGAGGAGGAAACAUGGCUGCGCUUUUCAAAGCAAGGAGAGCUCUUGGCUUGUGUCUCAGUGGUUGUCGAAGUCUGACUCAGCUGGCGGAGCUGCCAGAGACCCAUCAGAUUCUGCGACAGACCUGCAGAGACUACGCCGACAGGGAACUGAUCCCCAUCGCUGGCAAACUAGACAAAGAGCAUUCUUACCCUGCCAAACAGAUUCAGGAGCUGGGGGCGAUGGGGGUGAUGGCCAUGGAGGUACCCGAGGAGCUGGGUGGAGCUGGGAUGGACUAUCUGGCGUACUCUGUGGCGAUGGAGGAAAUCAGCAGAGGCUGCGCCAGCACUGGAGUCGUGGUCUCCGUUAACAACUCUCUCUACAUUGGACCAGUCCUGAAGUUUGGCACAGAAGAACAAAAACAGCAGUGGAUCACGCCGUUCACCAGCGGAGAGAAGGUGGGCUGUUUCGCCCUCAGCGAGCCAGGUAAUGGCAGCGAUGCGGGCGCAGCCUCCACCACAGCGCGUCAGGAGGGGGAUGAGUGGGUGCUGAACGGAACCAAAGCCUGGAUCACCAACAGCUGGGACGCCUCAGCCACCGUCGUGUUCGCCACCACAGACAGGAAGCUCAAACACAAGGGUAUCAGUGCCUUCCUGGUCCCCAUGCCACACCCAGGGCUUUCUCUGGGGAAGAAGGAAGAUAAGCUGGGCAUCAGAGCCUCGUCCACUGCUAACAUCAUCCUGGAGGACUGCAGGGUCCCGCUGGCCAGCAUGCUGGGCCCUCGCGGUGCCGGAUUCAAGAUCGCCAUGCAAACCCUUGACAGCGGACGCAUCGGCAUCGCCUCUCAGGCACUGGGUAUCGCUCAGGCGUCCCUGGACUGUGCUGCAGACUACGCACACAAACGCAGCGCAUUCGGAGCCCCCAUCAGCAAGCUGCAGGCCAUACAGUUCAAACUGGCCGACAUGGCUGUGGCGAUAGAGGGCGCCCGCCUGCUCACCUGGAAGGCUGCGCUUCUCCGAGACUCAAAGAAACCCUUCACCAAGGAAGCCGCCAUGGCCAAACUAGCAGCGUCUGAAGCCGCCACGUACUGCUCCCAUCAGGCGAUCCAGGUUCUGGGCGGGAUGGGUUACGUGUCGGACAUGCCGGCCGAGCGGCACUACCGCGACGCUCGCAUCACGGAGAUCUACGAGGGCACCAGUGAGAUCCAGAGGCUGGUUAUUGCCAGUCAGGUACUGAAGGAAUACCAGUCAUAGACUCGCUGAUUGGUACAGUAUGGACGUAUGAUCACAGAUCUGGAAUCGGAUUCACAUCAGAAAAUAAGGACUUUAAUAUGAGACAAUUCAGAACUCCAUAAGUGAUUCACGUGAUUUUUAUGGCUUCGUUUACCUCCAUUUGUCUUCUACACUGUAAGAUAAAUAACCUCGAACUCCGCUGCCUUAAGAGGACGUCGGCGUGCUGCCAGUUUAAAGGGUCAUUUUACCUGUGACACCUCUGCUGACGGCCAACGUGUCAAAGAGCCAGCUGAUUAAUGUAUCGAAAGCUGAUGUUUAGAGGUGACGUUUAACCAAAUUGUUCUGGUUCGUAAGUAGAAACAGAAGACAGAAACGAGACUGGUGGGCAGACGUCGCACAGCGCCCUCUAGAGGCUUUAACCUGCACACCUGGAGUUCCGCUGAACAUCUGAGCUGUUUAAACGCCCAAUAAUCUGUGUAGAAGUCGUGGAAGGAAGACGAUUUGUUUUGUGAUGGUAAAGUAACAACAACAUCAGCAGUUCAGCAUUAGUUUAUCUUCAUCAGAACAUGACAGAGCGACAGGAGCGUUACCUUGUCAACACACCGUGUUUUGAGUGAAUUGAGCCUUUAUGAUCUGUUUGUCCUGACUGUCUCCCAGUCUUCCGUUUGUUUGACCAGCAGAGGGCGACGCUGUGCCUUCACUGGUCCUGACCCACUUCAGCUUCACACAUGGUUCCACACUCGUUAACUAAACGUACGCACACACAGUGACACUCAGGUGAUGCUCUGGAUGACAGUUUAUAAUAAUAUAAAUAAAAUCUAAAGAAAGUCAAAGCAGUUUGGGUUUGAAAACACUGACCGGCUGGAAUGAAACACAUUCUGUUUCUUUGUUUGUGUCGGAUCUCUCGGACCUCUCGUGCCUCAAUAUUUUGUACAUAUUUUACUGUAAUUUAUUGUGUGCAGAUGACAAUAAAAACACAAUGAAAGUA
Scatophagus argus is the source of this 2313-nucleotide messenger RNA. RefSeq names its product acyl-CoA dehydrogenase short chain (gene acads). Gene Ontology annotation, cellular component: mitochondrion. Lineage: Eukaryota; Metazoa; Chordata; Actinopteri; Scatophagidae. Gene Ontology annotation, molecular function: flavin adenine dinucleotide binding. Gene Ontology annotation, biological process: butyrate catabolic process; fatty acid beta-oxidation using acyl-CoA dehydrogenase. The transcript has 10 exons. The record is from RefSeq and is a predicted model, not a curated record. The coding region runs from base 129 to 1346 and encodes 405 amino acids.